Chlamydomonas reinhardtii is the source of this 2993-nucleotide messenger RNA. RefSeq lists its product as uncharacterized. The transcript has 10 exons. The coding region runs from base 115 to 2673 and encodes 852 amino acids. Gene Ontology annotation, cellular component: membrane; cell periphery; endoplasmic reticulum. Gene Ontology annotation, biological process: ceramide biosynthetic process; sphingolipid catabolic process. NCBI's taxonomy places the organism in Eukaryota, Viridiplantae, Chlorophyta, Chlorophyceae, Chlamydomonadales, Chlamydomonadaceae. Gene Ontology annotation, molecular function: glycerophospholipase activity. The record is from RefSeq and is a predicted model, not a curated record.
CUAAGCAGCAUUUUAAGUCUCUGCUUGCGUGCAUGCGUACCGUAACCAGUCUCGCCCAGCAGCUUAACCAAAAAUCACAAAAUAAGGCCGGGGCCUGACGGUGGCGUGAGCUCCAUGGCGACGGAGCUCAGUCUCGCGGCAUGCUCCCUCGCGGGUGUGCCGGCCCCGGCUGUUGCGCCAGCUUCCGGCAGCGCCCCGCCUGCCUCGCUGGCCGCUGGCGACCCCUCCCGCGUGUGGCUACCCGAGCUAGUCCAGCGCAUCGCCUCCUUCCUGCCGCCCAACGAGGUGCCGCUCACGCUGCGGCUAGUAUGCCGCGCCACGGCGGAGCAGUUCCGGGCGCCCUGCAACACCCCGCCCGCAGCCUCCAGCUCUAGUCCGCCUCCCGAGACAAACUCCCCCGACCCACAUCAGCCCCAUCCCCAGACGCACCCCCAGGCCCAGACCCAGACCCAGACCCAGACCCAGCCCCAGACGCAGCCCCAGACGCAGCCCCAGACGCAGCCCCAGACGCAGCACCGCUAUCAACACAAGGUCCUUCUGACACAGCCCGUGCCGCACCACGCCUUCGCGCGCCACUUCGGCCCGCACGGCCCCGGCAUGGCCGCCCUCGGCCGCGACGGCCGGCGGCGGCUGCUGGUGGAGGUGGCGGGCAGCGGCGUGUUGCCUAAUGUGGAGCUGCUGCUGGAGGCCUGGCCGGAGCAUUGCCCGAUUAGGCACCGGGCGCUGGCGGCGGCGGCGGGCGCGGGGCACCUGGAGGUGUGCCAGCUGCUGGCGGCGCGGGGCUGUCCGCUGGCGGGGGAGGCGCUGGAUGCGGCGGUGGCGGGCGCCGCGCAGGGGCGGGGCGGGCGGGCCGCGGCGCGGCCGGCCGCGCGGCCGGCAUCAGCAGAGGCCCAGGCCCGUAGCAGCGGGGGCGGCGGGGGCGGGUGCGGUGGUGGCAGCAGCACCAGCGGCAGCAGCUGCGGGGACGGUGCGAGGCAGGCGGCGCGCUGCGCGGCGGUGGUGGAGUGGCUGUUGUCCCUCCGGGCGGCGCGCGUGGCGGAGUCCCGGGCGCAGGCGGCGGCGCAGGUGGGGGCGGAGGCGAGGGAGGCCGCGGGGCAGCCCCAGACUCCGCCGCCGCCGCCGCCGCCUCCGGCCGACGAGGCUGACAAGGCCGCGGGCCGCCGGCGGCGCCAGCGGCAGCGGGAGGCGGCGGGUGCAGUGGGGGCUGGGCAAGGGGGGCCGGCCGGAGGCGGCGGGGGGGAGGAGGCGGAGCCUGAGGUCCCGGCGCCCGGCUACUGCGACGGCUGUAGCCCGCUGGCGGCGGCGGCGCGGGGCGGCGACGUGAUCAUGCUGUACCGGCUGAUGGCGCUACUGCCUCACAAGAUCUACACCGGCAGCCUGCUGGAGGCGGCGGCGGAGGGGCUGCCGCUCGCCCACCUGCAGACCCUGCACACCCUGCUACAGCCGCCGCCGCCGCCGCCGCCAAUGCAGCAGCAGCAGCAGCAGCAGCAACCGCCCGAAGAUGAGGGUGAACCAGGGGUUGCUACAGCCGUGCGCGCUGAUGGCGAGGAUGGGGCUGCGGCUGCUGCAGAGGCCUCUGAGGCCGCUACUGCGGCUGCGGCUGCAGCGGCUGCGGCGGUGGCGGCAGUAGCACCGGAGUUCGGGGCUGCGGCGGUGGCUGCUGCGGCGGCGGCGGCGGCGCGCUACGGCCCACUGGACGAGUGGUCCCGGGAGCGAAUGGCGGCGUUCGCGGCGACCAGCCCCACAGCCGACUGGAGGGAGAAGGUGCUGUGGCUGACUGACGUGUGCGGCUACCCGCGCUGCUCCGACGCCUGCGCCCGCGCCACCUGCCUGCCCGACUGGCGGGAGCGCCUCACCUGGCUCACAGCCGCCCGCGGCAGCAGCGGCGGCAGCGGCAGCGGCAACGGGAUACCGCUAGGCAGUAGCAGUGGGAUGCCUCAAGGCGGCGGCGGCGGCGGCUUCCCACUGGGGCAGGACGCCGUGCGGGAGGCGGCCAUGUCGGGACGGCACCAGGCGCUGGCGUGGGUCAUGGGGGAGGGCGGGGUGGCGCUGCGCCCCUCAAGUUCCAUGAAGCUGUGCGCCUUCACCGCGCGGGCGGGGAACACGCGGGUGCUGCAGGUGCUGCUGGAGCACGGGCACGUGAUGGACGAAAUCAUGCUCAGCUAUGCGGCGCGGCGGGGCCACCUGCAGACGGUGCAGUGGCUGGCGCGGGUGCUGGAGACGCCGCCGCACCGCAUCUACGGCCUCCGCACACUCACGGACCGGGCCGUAGGCCACAUGUCUGACGCCGUGCACUCGGGCAACCUGGAGCUAAUGAAAUGGCUGGCGGCGGCGGGCGCGCGGGCGGCGGCGGCGGCGGCGGCGGCGGUACGGGAGCAGCAGCGCCGCCGCCGCCAACAGGGGGAGCAGCAGGAGGGGCAGCAGGGGCAGGAGGGGCAGGAGGGGCAGGAGGGGCAGGGGUCGCGGCAGCAUCAAGACGGAGAGGGCACCGCAGAAGGCGACGCAAGAUGGGGUUCGGUAGACCCUGCUGAAGGCGGCAGGGCCGCCAGUGGCGGCAGUAGCAGCGGCAGCAGUAGCGGCCAGUGCGGCAGUAGCUGCUACAGCCUGGCUGGCGAGGAGGGCAUCAUGGCGGCCGCGUGCGGGUCCGCCUGCUGCGGCGUGGAGCACGCCUAAUUCCCAGAUUCCCGCCCGCUGGUCGUAGUCGAGCUCACCUAUAGGCAAAAGCGGAAGCAUGGGCAUAGGGCGGCAGCGAGGAAGUGUCACGGGCAGGCGAAUGGCAAAGGCGACAAGAGAGGCGGCGUGCAGCAGACAAGCUAGGAAUCACGCGUCCCAAAUCCCGCCCACUCAGUAUAAUAACACUAUGGAAAGAGGGCGAGUUAGCGGUGUGUGUGUGUGUGUGUGUGUGUGUGUGUGUGUGUGUGUGUGUGUGUGUGUGUGUGUGUGUGUGUGUGUGUGUGUGUGUGUGUGUUGGGGGGUUGUAAAUACCAGCCCAA